Messenger RNA from Sugiyamaella lignohabitans, 1560 nucleotides. RefSeq lists its product as uncharacterized. The coding region runs from base 1 to 1560 and encodes 519 amino acids. Gene Ontology annotation, molecular function: oxidoreductase activity, acting on paired donors, with incorporation or reduction of molecular oxygen; monooxygenase activity. The record is from RefSeq and is a predicted model, not a curated record. The transcript has a single exon. NCBI's taxonomy places the organism in Eukaryota, Fungi, Ascomycota, Dipodascomycetes, Dipodascales, Trichomonascaceae.
AUGGCUAAAAGAGUUGAAGCAUUGGAUGAGGUGGUUGAUGGGGUCUUGAACCCUCCUCCAGACAGGAAUAAGCGAAAGAUAAUCCUCAAUGCGUUUGUGAUGAAUACGCCUACUCAUCACAACUUUGGCCAAUGGAGAAAUCCAGCUGAUAAGACCCCUCUCUCUGAUCAGGACUGGAAUACUAUUGAUUAUUGGGUUAAUAUCGCCAAAGUCUGUGAAAAGGGUAAAUUCCACGCUCUCUUUAUUGCUGACACUUUAGGUGCUUAUGAUAUAUACAAUGGACCAGACAAUUUCAAGCCUUCGGUACGUAGUGGUGCUCAAUUCCCCGUAAAUGACCCGCUACUACUUGUUCCAGCACUUUCAUACGCUACGGAAAGCAUUGGCUUCGGAGUCACUGCUUCUACAACCUAUGAUCAUCCGUACGAAUUAGCCCGACGGUUUUCCACAGCGGAUCACCUUUCAAAUGGUAGAGUUGGUUGGAAUAUUGUUACAUCUUAUCUUGAAAGCGCUGCUAAAAACCACGGCCUUCAUACUCAAGUUGAACAUGACGAGAGGUAUCAAAUUGCCGACGAGUACCUAGAAGUGGUAUACAAGCUAUGGGAAGGAUCCUGGCAUGAUAAGGCAGUAACCAAAGAUGUUGAGAGAAAUGUGUAUGCUGACCCUGAAAAAGUAAGAGCCAUAAAUCAUAAGGGUAAGUACUUUAAGGUGCCAGGACCACACAUUACAGCGCCCUCGAAACAGCGGACCCCAUUCCUAUUUCAAGCUGGGUUAUCUGUUGCUGGAAAGAAUUUUGGUGCUAAGCAUGCAGAGGGAAUAUUUGUUACUGGAGAUACUCCUGCCCUGGUGAGGAAGUCUGUAGAUGACUUGAGGAAAAAGGCCCAGGCGUUGGGAAGAGAUCCAUACUCCUUGAAGACAAUCCUUGGAAUUACUGUAAUAACUGCAGCUACGGAUGAAGAGGCGCAGGCAAAAGCAGACGAAUACACUAAAUAUAUUGAUAAAGAAGCUAUCCUUGUUUUCAUCUCUGGUGGAAGUGGGUUUGACUUGGGCCCCUAUUCGGAUGAUUUUGAUUUACGCGACUCUGAAAACUUGGGCUUGGCUAAUUAUAUUAAGAAGAAGGCAAUCGGUUUAAACCAAGAAAAUGAAAAGUGGACCAAAUGGAAGCUAGCUGAGAGUUACGGCUUGGGUAAUGGAUCCCCCGUUAUUAUUGGUGGGCCUGAAACUGUCACUGACAAGCUACUCGACUGGGUAGAUGAAGGAGAUGUGGACGGGUUCAAUCUCAAGAACCUGUUGCUACCUGGAUCAUACGAAGACUUUAUUGAAUAUGUUGUACCUGAAUUACAGAAGAGAAACAGGUUCUGGACGGAUUAUGAUGUACCAAAAGGAAGCAUCAGAGAGAAUGUGUACGGUACUCCUGGAAACAGUAAACUUAGACACGAUCACCCAGCUUAUGUCAAGUAUAACUGGGAGACUGGCACUGCUUUUCAUGCCAACGGAACUGAAUUGACACACAAAUCCGAGGGGGGUGAUCUCAAGCGUAAAUAUGAGGAUGUAGAAGAAUAG